Pieris rapae (cabbage white) is the source of this 2404-nucleotide messenger RNA. RefSeq lists its product as uncharacterized. Bases 166 to 969 code for a protein of 267 amino acids. NCBI's taxonomy places the organism in Eukaryota, Metazoa, Arthropoda, Insecta, Lepidoptera, Pieridae. The transcript has 8 exons. The record is from RefSeq and is a predicted model, not a curated record.
GUGAAAAUUGUUCAAAAUCGAGCAGCAGCUCCUAGUGUAUAGUGCUGUUGAAAAAUAAAAUAUUAUUACAAACAGUCAUUUAAGUACAUUAUAUUUGAUAAUCAUUUUGAUAACCGAUUUCUUUAAACUUUUAUUUUACACUGUUUCCUGUCUGAAACGGCAGUGAUGGAAUUGGUGUCGUUUAUCAAGGAAUUGCUUCACGAAGCCGCAGAGGUCGCCGCUAGCUAUCGAGUGGGUCAAUCGGCCCUCAGAUACGUGGACAAAGCCCUUUGGACUGUCGAAAAGUCGGCGAGAUGGGCUGUGCCACCACCGCUGGAGCAGGACGAGAGACAGCCGGAGUUGAUACGGCCUCUGCCCUGGGUAUUCUUCCUGAUGUUGCUGGUAGCCCUUCGAGUCAUCAGAGAGUCAAUUUCUCUCAUUAAUUUGGUCCUCGGGAAGCCGCCGCUGCGAUCUGCCGAUGUGGUGAUAUUCAUACAAGGAAAGCGUCGCUACUUGCGUACGUUGAAGUACCAAGGCAGCCGAAUGAUGCGCGCGCGCAGCGAGACCGCGUCUUGGCGAAGCGGCAUUUACUCUCUGAUCGAGUUCACGAUGUGCUUCAGGAACUCUCACUGCCCCAACGACAACUCGCAGAGCAGCGGAGACGAGCUCGUGAUGGUGUCCAGGAACGAGCGUAGCAUGGAGAGACUCUUGGAGAAGAUGGUGCAGGUCGAAGCGGACACCGACGACUCCGGAACGGCAUAUAAACCAGUCGCGAACACGAGGAGCGACGCGGAAACAACGGACGAGUCGUUCGAAGACUCCCGGGAGGAGAUCGUCACCUCCACUCCGGAGAAGAGAGACUCCGCUCAGGGGCACCGAGACGCGUGCGAACAGCACGAGCGGAACGGAGCCAACCCCGCCCCCAAGACAGCAAACGGCAGAUCCGCGCACUCCCAAGAGAGGAUCCUUGGAGGCGAAGCGAUCUGUUGACGGACGGCGACUACAGUUCGUCGGAACGACGAUUCCCCAAACGAGCCUCAUCACAUUAGUCGUAAGCUGCGCUCAAUAUUCGGGCGAACCAGGCCUAGCCUCUAUCUAGGCCUAUCUAGGCCUAGGACUAGGCCCGCCCUUUUCGACUACCGUCAAUGUCUUUAACUUAUUUAUGUACUCGUAUCGCCUUCUACGAAACAAAUAUUUACUUUCAAUUCGUUGAGGUCUAAUUAUAUUCUUUGUUCGGAUCGAAACAUCGCGCCGUCCCAUUUCAGUGCCUCAUCGUGGAAUAUAUUGAUAGAGUAUAUUAUUAUAUAGAGAUAGUUUAUCGAAGGUCCGGUCGUGGGAAGAACAAAAGAAGAGAAACGUCGGGUUUCGGAAGAGUUUCCUGUUGUCACGCGAUUGUCUUCGGUGGCUAAGAUUAGAUAACGGGGAAUUAGCUCAACGGUGGUUGUACUAUUGCAACCGGGUGUACGGAAUGGGUGAACGGGUGAACGGGUGAAUGUUUGUGGGCGAGAAUUAAAACGAGAGCGUGAGAGCACGAGGAGGGCUGGAGCGUCUCUCUUCUAAGUGUUCUAAAUGUUAUUUAUAAUUUAGCGUAGUAUUCAUUGAAAGUAUUUAUAUUUUUUAUCAUUUCGCCAACCGUAAAACAAUAUAAGCAGAUAUUUUUUUUGUUUUCUUCACCCAUUCUGGGUAGGCAAAAGAAACUACGCCCAUACAACCAAGUCUUCAGUAAAUUUUUUUUAUUGAUAUGAAAUCAAAUUUAAUGAGAUGAAUUGAAAAAAAAGCCUAACCUAUCUCAUUGAAUCCAAUUAUUAAAUUUAAUAUUGAAACAAAUGAGUAGCUUCUUUUUAAAAUAUUUGCAUGAAUCAUAAAAACUUGUAUGGUUUUUUAAAGUAAAACUUCGCGGUUGGUCUUUUCUUUUUAAUAGACAUUGUUUUCAGAGUUGGGAGAGAUAGUCCUCAUCCCGUACGUUAUACAUCCCUGGAAUACGCAACUCUCUCAACUUUUGAGCAAAUGUAUUAAAAAAUAAUAAAAUUAAAACGUCCUUUCGUUCAGUUGUAACGUUAGAAAUUGAAAUGACACCUAUAUUCCCCGUUAAAGAGGUGCGCCUAAGUAUUAAGGCGCGGUCUCUUAUAAUACUGAAAUAGCUAAUAAUAAUAAUAAUAUUUAUUCCCAUUGAGGAAAACUAAUAACAUCUAUUUCUUCACCUUCUCACCUCUAUUUAUUUUGAAGAAACGGCUUUCUCUCGCAAAUCCCAAAGCUUUGGCUGUGUCCACUCAAUAAGACUGAAGAGAAAUGAAAUUGAGCCUUUGCUUCUCGAUAUUUAAUUACGAUUAUAAUAUUCAAUGCUAAUUUAUUUUUUAAUUUCUAAUAUUGUAUACUUUUAAUAAUAAAAAUUGUAAAAAUGAAAGAGUCUUAUUGUUUCUGUCUA